AUGUCGAUGGAAGAGAGCAUCUCGCUCGAAGAAACCAAUAAGAUCCGUAUCUCGCUCGGCUUGAAGCCGCUUACGGACGACGCGGCGCCCGCGGACGACAAGGAUAAGCAGGCGGAGGAUAAUUAUGCAAGGGAGCGGGAGCGGGAGGUGCAGAAUAAGGAGAAGAAGAAAGUACAGGAUCGUAUUGCCAAGUUGCGGAAUCAGCGCCAACUGAACGCCUCAUUACAAGGUACAACUCUCGGCGACGCCGACCCGUCCCUAGACGCAGAAGACGCGAAGAAAUGGGUCAAGAAAGCGAAGAAACGCGAGCGCGAACUGGCGAAGAAGCGCCAGGCGGAGUUGGAGAGUAUGGAAAAGGCUAUUCAGGAGGAGUAUACCGAGAAGGACCUCGAGGGUUUGAAGGUCAGCCAUGACUUUGAUGGACUGGACGAGGGCGAAGCUCGGAUUCUUACGCUCAAAGAUAGCCGGAUAUUGGACAACGAAGAGGACGAGCUCCAAAACGUCGAAAUGGCCGAAGAAGAGCGCACAAAAGAGCGCAACGACCUCAAGAUCAAGAAGAAAGACUACACCGGCUACGACGACGACGAGUUCGGCGACGGGCGCGCGGGCAUGAAGAAGUCGUUGUUGGCGAAGUACGACGACUUUUUGGAAGGGCCGAAGGAGAGCGGGUUCAGGCUUGGCGCGUCGGCUGUGGCCGAGGCGAGGAGUGUGGAGGAGAGGAAGAAGGAGGAGAUGGCGGCGGCGAGCGUUAAUAAGUCGUUGUUGUCGAUCGACUAUUCCAAGGGACUGGAAAUCUCGGAUUACCUCCAAAAAGGCGACGUCGGAUUCAAGAAACCCAAGAAGAAAUCCAAACGCUCGACGCGCAAGGCCGAGGCUAUCGACGAGGAGGCGCCCGCGACUGCGAAUGGGGAUGGGAUGGACGUCGAUAUCGUGCCCAUUGCGCGCGAACGGAACCUGGACGCUAAUUUUGUGGACGACGAUGAUCUACAGGCUGCGCUUGCGCGGACGAGGAGGGCGAAGAUGAAAGCGAAGAAGUUGACGCCGGAGGAGAUUGCGCGGAAGAUUGCGGAGGAACGGGCACAGUCGACGCCCAAUGGCGAUGCGAUCGACGUUGACGCCGAGCCGGAUGAGAAAGGCGGCCUUGUGAUCGACGACACGUCCGAGUUUGUUCGCGCGAUCAACUACGAGCCUGUCGUAGUCAAGAAAGAAGUCCGAGAGCAGAGCGCAGUACCUGCACCCUCCGCCGCCGCACCUCCUCCACAACCAUCUCAAGUCACGGACGAACCUAUGGAGGGCGUUGAAGUGGCCGUAAAAGAGGAAGACGAAGAAGAGGACGAAGGCGCGAUACUCAAUGCCAUUGAGAGCGCAUUGAACGAGCAAGAAGCCGAGGAUCGCGCAAAGGCCAAUGCAGGAGGGGAGGUGGAAGUCGGAACUUCCGCCGAACAAACCUUCGGCUCCGGCCUCGGCUCAACCGUCAACAUCCUCCGCCAACAAGGCCUCCUCGCCCCGCCCACCGCCGACCUCCGCGAGCGCGAGCGUAUCCAGCGCGAACGCGACCUCUGGCUCGCGGAUCAGCGGCGCCGAGUCGCCGAGCGCGAGCUCGAGCGCCUGCGCGCAAGGGGCGCGCCGAAGGACCAGGCGCAGCGCGAGUACGAGAACCGCGUGCGCGAGCAGCAGGAGGCGCGCGCGGCCGCCGAGGCGUUCAGGCAUUACAAGCCGGACGUGAACAUCGUGUACCACGACGAGUUCGGGCGCGAGCUCACGCCGAAGGAGGCGUGGAAGGCGCUGAGCCAUCGGUUCCACGGGAAGGGCUCGGGCAAGAUGAAGACGGAGAAGCGGCUGAAGAAGAUUGCCGAGGAGAAGAAGCAGCAGGCGAUGCUGAGCAGCGAUACGCCCACGGGCAUGAGCGCGGCGUUUGCGGCGCGGCAGGAGAAGACGGGCCAGGCGCAUUUCGUGUUGAGUGUGGGCAAUCGGGGGACGGUGCCGCAGGCGGAGGGGUAUUUGGAUCCCGGGCCGCUUGUUAAGAAGGGAGGGAAGACGGAGAAGAAGAAGGAGAGGAAGGAUAAGGCUGGCAAAAAUGCGGGCGGCAUCCAGACGCUUGAUGGGGGGUUCAUGACGGUUCCGGCGCCUGUGAGCGCUGUGGCGACUGCUACUGCUACGCCUAGUCCGAACGCGUCGCCGGCGCCUAGGGCGGGCUUUUCGAGGAUUGCGAGCUUUACGGCCGAGAACUCGCCCAGUGGUCCCGGAACACCUGCGCCGUCUGAUCGCUCAAAGGUUGCCUUCGGAUUCGGGACGAAGAGGAAGGCGGGAGAGGAGGCGGCUGGGACGCCGCCGCCCAAGUCGGCGCGCGUGUAG
This is a messenger RNA of Peniophora sp. CBMAI 1063, 2355 nucleotides long. The record is from the annotation of a GenBank genome assembly. NCBI's taxonomy places the organism in Eukaryota, Fungi, Basidiomycota, Agaricomycetes, Russulales, Peniophoraceae.